AUGCCGGGGUCGCUGAGUAAUGAAGACGAGGGACAAGACGACAUGGAUUUUGAAGACGAUAUGCCAGAUGAGGAUGACGAAGUUGAACGAAACACUGUUCCCCUCACGCCGCUCGACAGCUUCUUCUCUGAUGAUGAGUCACUCAAACAACAAAAGAAGAAGAAGCCCAAAAAGAUGAAAGAAGGGAAAAUGCCCAAAGUUAAGAAGAGGAAAAAGGAGGGAGGAAUCCAGGCAAGAGUCGACAGCGACCUGGAGGAGACGUCAGAGGUGGAAGAAGAGCGGGAACGUCCAGAAAUAGGCUCUGAGAGUGAGAGUAGCAUGUAUGGCCCCACCAAAAAGAAGAAGAAGAAACCGAAGGAAAAGAAAGAGAAAAAACCCCGGAAGAAGAAGAGAGACGAAGAAGAUGACGAUGACGACGAUGAUGAUGGGAACUUGAAAGAACCUAAAUCAUCCAGCCAAUUGAUGCAAGAGUGGGGUCUCGAAGACGUUCAGUAUGGCUUCACUGAAGACGACUAUAAAACCAUCACCAACUACAAGGCUUUCAGCCAGUUCCUCAGGCCUCUUAUUGCCAAGAAGAACCCGAAGAUUCCCAUGUCAAAGAUGAUGACAGUGUUAGGGGCCAAGUGGCGAGAAUUCAGUGCCAACAACCCGUUCAAAGGCGCAUCUGCAACCGCUGUGGCCGCCGCUGUGGCCGCCGCUGUGGAAACGGUUACCGUGGCACAGCCAACGUCUGUCAGCAGCAGCCAGCCGAGCUCUCAGCUGGGGCCAAUCAAAAAAGCCAAAACCAAAGAGGGAAAGGGACCAGGAGUUAGAAAGAGAAGCAAGAGUGUAAAAGAGGUGAAGAAGAAAGCGAAGCCGAAAAAGACCAAAUCAAAGUCGGGCCAAAGUGGGAAGAAGAAGAAAGCAUCCUCGAGUGAGGAGGACUAUCUGGAGGAGUCAGACUUUGAUGACAUCAGCAUCCACAGUGCCUCUGUGCUUUCUGAUACCUCGGGGGCCGCCACCAAGAAAAAGGCCCGACGUGGGCGGAAAAAAAGAAAAAAGGAGGAUGGGGACGGCUAUGAGACAGACCACCAGGACUACUGUGAGGUUUGCCAGCAGGGUGGAGAGAUCAUCCUGUGUGACACUUGUCCCAGAGCGUACCACCUGGUCUGCCUGGACCCUGAGUUGGAGAAGGCCCCUGAGGGCAAAUGGAGCUGUCCACACUGUGAGAAGGAGGGAAUCCAGUGGGAGGCAAAGGAUGAUGAUGAGGAGGAGGAAGAGGCACCAGGAGAGGAAGAAGAUGACCACAUGGAGUUUUGCAGAGUGUGUAAAGAUGGAGGAGAGCUACUGUGCUGUGACACCUGCCCAUCAUCCUACCACAUCCACUGUCUCAACCCACCUCUGCCCGAGAUACCCAACGGAGAGUGGUUGUGUCCACGCUGCAUGUGCCCUCCUCUAAAAGGAAAAGUACAAAAGAUUCUCCACUGGACAUGGGGAGAACCGCCGCUGCCAGCUGAGCUGCCUGUAGGCCCUGAUGGCAAGCCAACAGACCCACUGACCAAACCCCCACUCAAGGGUCACCCGGAGAGGGAGUUCUUUGUUAAGUGGGCCGGCCUUUCGUACUGGCACUGCUCCUGGGUCAGCGAGCUGCAGUUGGAGCUGUACCACACCGUGAUGUAUCGGAAUUACCAGCGUAAGAACGACAUGGACGAACCUCCGCCAUAUGACUACGGCUCAGGAGAGGAGGAGCUCAACAACGAGAAGAGAAAGAGCAAAGACCCCCAGUACGCUGUGAUGGAGGAGCGCUUCUACCGCUACGGCAUUAAACCAGAGUGGAUGGUUAUGCACAGGAUACUCAACCACAGUUUUGAUAAAGAUGGGGAUGUGCAUUACCUGAUCAAGUGGAGAGACCUGCCCUAUGACCAGUGCACCUGGGAGGUGGAUGAUUUUGACGUCCCGGAAUAUGACGGUCAUAAAGCUUGUUACUGGGACCACAGGGAGCAAAUUCUAGGGGAGGACCAACGCCCCCUGGUGGUGAGGAAAGGAAAGAGACUCAAAGAUGACCAUCAAAAGAGGGAGGUCCCUCCUGAUGCUCCAAUCAUAGAUCCAACAAUCAAGUUUGAGCAUCAGCCGUGGUAUAUUAAUGCCACUGGAGGAACACUGCACCCAUACCAGCUGGAGGGCCUGAACUGGUUGAGGUUCUCCUGGGCUCAGGGCACAGAUACCAUCCUGGCUGAUGAGAUGGGUCUAGGGAAGACGGUGCAGACAAUAGUGUUUCUCUACUCCCUUUAUAAGGAGGGUCACUCUAAGGGGCCCUUCUUGGUGAGCGCACCCCUCUCAACUAUCAUCAACUGGGAGAGGGAAUUUGAGAUGUGGGCUCCAGAUUUUUAUGUGGUGACGUACACCGGUGACAAAGACAGCAGGGCAAUCAUCAGGGAGAACGAGUUUACCUUUGAAGACAGCGCAGUAAAAUCAGGAAGAAAAGUGUUCCGCAUGAAGAAAGACACUCCUAUCAAGUUCCAUGUGCUGCUGACAUCCUAUGAGCUGAUCACAAUAGAUCAAGCCAUUCUGGGCUCCAUCACCUGGGCCUGUCUGGUGGUAGAUGAGGCCCACAGACUGAAAAACAACCAAUCAAAGUUUUUCAGAAUUCUCAACGGGUAUAAGAUCUACUACAAGCUGCUGCUGACUGGGACUCCUCUUCAGAACAACCUGGAGGAGCUGUUCCACCUGCUUAACUUCCUCACCCCAGAGCGUUUCAAUAACCUGGAAGGCUUUCUGGAGGAGUUUGCCGACAUAUCUAAAGAAGACCAGAUCAAGAAGCUCCACGACCUGCUCGGGCCUCACAUGCUCAGGAGGCUGAAAGCUGACGUCUUCAAGAACAUGCCUGCAAAGACAGAGCUGAUUGUCAGAGUGGAACUCAGCCCAAUGCAGAAAAAAUAUUACAAGUUCAUCUUGACGCGAAAUUUUGAGGCUCUGAACUCAAAGGGAGGAGGGAACCAAGUAUCCCUGCUCAACAUUAUGAUGGACCUGAAGAAGUGCUGCAACCAUCCCUACCUGUUCCCUGUGGCUGCUGUGGAGGCUCCUGUAUUGCCCAACGGUUCUUAUGACGGCAACCUACUGGUGAAGUCCUCAGGAAAACUGACUCUGCUUCAGAAAAUGCUGAAGAAACUCAAAGAUGAAGGACACAGGGUUCUUAUUUUCUCUCAGAUGACAAAGAUGCUGGAUCUGCUGGAGGAUUUUCUUGAGUACGAGGGUUAUAAAUAUGAGCGUAUUGAUGGAGGGAUUACUGGAGGCCUAAGGCAGGAGGCCAUUGACCGUUUCAAUGCACCGGGCGCUCAGCAGUUCUGCUUCUUGCUUUCCACACGUGCUGGAGGUCUUGGCAUCAACCUGGCCAGUGCAGACACUGUAAUCAUCUACGACUCUGACUGGAAUCCCCACAAUGACAUCCAAGCUUUUAGCAGAGCCCACCGCAUUGGCCAAAACAGGAAGGUGAUGAUCUAUCGAUUUGUGACGCGGGGCUCAGUGGAGGAGCGAAUCACUCAGGUUGCGAAGAGGAAGAUGAUGCUGACCCACCUGGUGGUACGGCCCGGCCUGGGCUCCAAAACUGGCUCCAUGUCCAAACAAGAACUGGAUGACAUCCUCAAGUUUGGCACAGAGGAGCUGUUCAAGGAUGAGAUGGAAGCAGCACGAACCCUGGGGGGUGACAACAAAGAUGGUGAGGAGGGCAAUGUGAUUCACUAUGACGACGAUGCCAUCUCAAAGCUGUUAGACCGAAGCCAGGAUGCCACUGAAGACACUGAGAUUCAGAACAUGAACGAGUACCUGAGCUCCUUCAAGGUGGCUCAGUAUGUGGUGAAAGAAGAGGACGGAGAGGAGGAGGUGGAGCGGGAGAUAAUCAAGCAGGAGGAGAACGUGGACCCAGACUACUGGGAAAAACUCCUCCGCCAUCACUACGAGCAGCAGCAGGAGGAUCUGGCCCGCAACCUGGGCAAGGGCAAACGCAUCCGAAAGCAAGUCAACUACAACGAUACGACCCAGGAGGACCAAGAGUGGCAGGAUGAUCUUUCAGACAAUCAGUCGGAGUACUCUGUGGGGUCCGAGGACGAGGACGAAGAUUUCGAGGAGAGGCCUGAAGGUGGGCGCAGACAGUCUCGCCGGCAGCUGAAGAGUGAGAAAGACAAACCGCUGCCUCCCUUGCUGGCACGUGUUGGGGGCAGUAUUGAGGUCCUGGGCUUCAAUGCUCGCCAGAGGAAAGCCUUCCUCAAUGCCAUCAUGCGUUGGGGCAUGCCUCCACAGGAUGCUUUCAACUCCCAUUGGCUGGUGAGGGACCUGAGAGGGAAGAGUGAGCGUGAAUUCAGGGCCUACGUGUCUCUGUUCAUGAGACAUCUAUGCGAGCCGGGGGCAGAUGGAGCAGAGACCUUUGCUGAUGGAGUCCCACGUGAGGGACUAUCUCGUCAGCAUGUUCUCACCCGAAUCGGAGUCAUGUCCCUUGUCAGGAAAAAGGUGCAAGAAUUCGAGCAUGUAAAUGGAAAGCUGAGUUCUCCGGAUCUGAUUCCCAUCGGCAUGGAGCUAAAGAAACUGACUGAAAGUGUAUCUUCUGAUCCCAACACCCCUGUGCCAGCCAGUCCCAUUGCUACGCAGCCCGGCACCCCCAUUCCUCCAGAGAAGACCGAGUCUCUCUUGUUCACCACUGAGGACAAGGAGACCUCGGAGCAAGAUAGCAAGAAACUGUCAGAGCAGGAAACUUCCAGCGCAGAGGCGGCAUCUGUAUCUGAGAAAGCAGCUGACAGUGAAGAGAGCAAGGCCAGCUCAGAGGAGAAAACAGGAGAUGAGAGGGACAGAACCGAGUCGCCCUCCAAAAAAAACGAGCCAUCUGUCAACUCAAAAGAAGCCACUUUGAGACAGUCAGAACUAUCAGCCAGUCAGACCUCGCCAAAAGUGGAGCUCUGCAAAGAAACAGAGAAAUCUUCAGAAAAAGGAGAUACUGAUUUUCCUCUGGCAAAAGCAGAGGACAAGGAAAAUAAGCCAGAUGAUGUGAAAAAUGAAGAUGCAUUAGAGGGGCGAUUAAACGGAGAUAAAGACACGCUGGAUGAGAUGGAUGAGAGCAGGAGGGAGGACAGAAAUGGAUUUAAAGCCAAGUUCAUGUUUAAUAUCGCUGAUGGCGGUUUUACAGAGUUGCACACCCUUUGGCAAACUGAAGAGCGAGCGGCGCUGUCUUCUGGAAAGAUGCAUGACAUCUGGCAUCGUCGCCAUGACUACUGGCUGUUGGCUGGCAUCGUAACACACGGCUAUGCUCGCUGGCAGGAUAUUCAGAAUGACCCACGUUACGCUAUUCUGAACGAGCCCUUCAAGACGGAGAUGCAUAAGGGCAACUACCUAGAGAUGAAGAACAAGUUCCUGGCUCGUCGGUUUAAGUUGUUGGAGCAAGCUCUGGUGAUUGAGGAGCAGCUUAGGCGGGCGGCUUACCUGAAUAUGACCCAGGACCCCAGUCACCCAGCCAUGGCUCUCAACACACGCUUCGCUGAGGUGGAAUGUCUGGCGGAGUCCCACCAGCACCUGUCCAAAGAGUCUCUGGCAGGGAACAAGCCUGCCAAUGCCGUGCUGCACAAAGUGCUGAACCAGCUGGAGGAACUUCUGAGUGACAUGAAAGCAGAUGUGACACGACUGCCCAACAUGCUGUCCAGGAUCCCGCCGGUGUCGGCCCGCCUGCAGAUGUCUGAGAGGAGCAUUCUCAGUCGCCUCACCAGCCGAGGCAGCGAACCUCCACCGCAACAGCCUUUUAGCCAGGGCGGGUUUGGCUGCUCCCAGAUGUACAGCAGCAGCUUUGGUGGAGGAUUCAGAGGGCCAGGUGGACAGCCGAUGGUCAACUACAGCCAGAUGCCUCUGGGACCAUAUGUUAGUGUGUCAUCUAAUGGCCCCCCACCCCCUACAAGCCAUUUGGACAAGAAGUCACUUGACUCCUUGAGAGAUGUGGCCACGCCUGAUCUCAAGUCAGCCAAACCUAGUGAUGUCAUCUGCAUUGAAGACUAGACCAGCUCUGUUACACUGACCUGAGGUCAGCGACUCCCAGGGAUGGAAACUGCACAGAUGAUAGCUGCCCAUCU
Messenger RNA from Scomber japonicus (chub mackerel), 6083 nucleotides. It is a transcript of the gene chd5, whose product is annotated as chromodomain helicase DNA binding protein 5. The record is from RefSeq and is a predicted model, not a curated record. Bases 1 to 6009 code for a protein of 2002 amino acids. NCBI's taxonomy places the organism in Eukaryota, Metazoa, Chordata, Actinopteri, Scombriformes, Scombridae. The transcript is spliced from 40 exons. Gene Ontology annotation, cellular component: NuRD complex; chromatin; nucleus. Gene Ontology annotation, molecular function: histone binding; ATP binding; chromatin binding. Gene Ontology annotation, biological process: negative regulation of transcription by RNA polymerase II; chromatin remodeling.